This is a messenger RNA of Vigna unguiculata (cowpea), 1839 nucleotides long. NCBI's taxonomy places the organism in Eukaryota, Viridiplantae, Streptophyta, Magnoliopsida, Fabales, Fabaceae. The record is from RefSeq and is a predicted model, not a curated record.
AUGCAUCUUGAGCCGACUCAUAUUCAUUCUUGGGUGGAUCUAGCUGAUGCUUUCAUAAAGCAAUAUAAAUUUAAUAUGGAUACAGCACCAGACAGAAUACAAUUGCAAAAUAUGACAAUGAAGAAAAAUGAAACUUUCAAAGAGUAUGCCCAGUGUUGGAGAGAGAUAGCUGCCCAGGUUGAGUCACCACUAUAUGAUAAGGAGAUGGUUACAAUGUUUGUGAAUACAUUACAACCGCCAUUUUAUGAGCAUAUGAUUGGGAAUUGGAAUAUAUCUUCUAAUUUUACGGACAUCAUCAUCAUUGGUGAAAGGAUUGAGACUGGGAUAAAAAAUGGUAAAAUUGCAUAUGGCCCGCCCGCGGCUGCAAAUACCAGAAAACCAGGUUUCAAUCAAAGUAAGAAAAAAGAAGUUGAAGUUCAUGCCGCAUCCGCAUGGGAUAACCGUACACCUAUUAAUUACCAAAUACAGUCUGUUUCAAACAAUCAGUUGCAACCUCAAAAAGUGACUGCUAGUGAUAGUGAGAACCCAGGUCAAAGUACUAAUACAAGAAGGGAGAGGAAGUUUAUUCAUUUUAAUCCUAUUCCUAUGACAUACACAGAGUUGUUACCGAUGCUUCUUCAUAAAUCUUUUUUUGCAAUUUGCCUAAUGAAGCCACAACAACCUCCUUUUUCCAAGAGUUAUGAUCCAGAUGCUACAUGUGACUACCAUGGAGGGGUAAAGGGGCAUUCGACAGAAAGGUGUUUUCCUCUCAAAUAUAAGGUACAAUCUUUGAUUGAUGCAGGGUGGUUGACAUUCAAAGAAGAUAAACCCAGUAUUGAAAAUAACCCUUUGUCAGGGCAUGAGAAGACUUCAACAAAUGCUAUUGCGGUCAGGGAGAAAAGGUUGGUAAGAAAAGUGAGUGAAAUUCGGAACUCUAUGAAAUUCAUUCUUGAAGCACUAUUAGAAAGGGGGCUAGUAAAAGGUGAAUAUGAUCUGAGUAAUGCAUGUGCAUUCCAUCCGGGUGCCAAACAUUCUAUUAAUGAUUGCGUGGAGUUCAAGCUAAAGUUGCAAAAUCUAGUUGAUAAGCAUUUCCUGCAAGUUUUUUAUGGAAAGAAGGAUGAGAAGGUAUUGGCCCAAACUGAUGAACAAUCCAAUUUAACCACGCCAGAACCUUUAGUUAUUUAUUUCACUAGACCUGCCCCUUCUUUCAUGGAACAAGGAAGGCAAUCCAUAGUGAUAAAAACGCCCUCCUCUUUUCUUUAUGAAAGUGAUAAAGCUGUUCCAUGGCAGUAUGGAGUACAUGAAUUAGGUGAGGGACAACAAGUUGAAAACACUUCUGUGCAUGAAGGUCCAAAUGUUGAAAAUAUAUCAGGUCUUGGUGGGAUGACAAGGAGUGGUCGUUUCUUUACACCACCAGAUCUAAGGAAGGAAGCAUGCCAUAGAAGUAAAGUAAAUGAUGGAAUUGAAAAAGCAAAAGAGAUAUUAAGAGAAAAGACGAUACAAGAUGAGGAAGAAUGUAGAAAAGAUAAACGAAAAGAAAUAUCAGAUGAAGAGGCCGAUGAAUUUUUGAAAUUCAUACAACAAAGCGAAUACAAGGUGGUGGAGCAGUUGAAUCAUAUGCCAGCUCGUAUUUCGCUUUUGGAAUUGCUCAUGCAUUCGACAGCUCAUCGAAAGUUGCUAAUGAAAAUACUGAGUGGGGCUCAUGUUGAACAAAAUAUUUCGUUAGAUAAAUUUGAAGGGAUUGUUAAUAAUAUUACCAUUAAUGAUUUCCUUACUUUUUCGGAUGAUGAGAUACCAAUUGAAGGAAGAGGACACAAUAAAGCUCUUCAUUAUCUGUUAAAUGUCUCGACCAUGUCAUAG